This is a messenger RNA of Haliotis rufescens (red abalone), 4392 nucleotides long. RefSeq names its product ankyrin repeat domain-containing protein 17-like. The coding region runs from base 346 to 1680 and encodes 444 amino acids. The record is from RefSeq and is a predicted model, not a curated record. Lineage: Eukaryota; Metazoa; Mollusca; Gastropoda; Lepetellida; Haliotidae. The transcript has 6 exons. Gene Ontology annotation, molecular function: protein binding.
AUGACUUACAUGAUGAAAGCGAAGUUACAAUAACUGCGGUGAAGUUCCCCCGAGUCUUUGUAAACGUUCAGAACCAACGAUGACGUAAAUCCAGCUUUAUGAAAACACCAUUAGAUGGACGGAAGAUGGAAACACCAAGCCUAAGGUCUACAGAUGGAUGUCAAGUCUCUCAUCCCAAUUGGUUGUCAAGGUGCCCAAAGGUGAUGAGAGGGCAGUGACGGACUGGUGGAUCCAUCCCAUCCCCAGCUGAUUGUCUUGAGGAGAUCCAGAGGCUGUUAGCUCUGCUGUGAUUGGUUACCCGGGUGUGAAUAUCACAGCUUCCUGUUCUGCCUUGAACUGCCAACCAUGGACAUGGAGGAUUGUACCGAAAGUGACCUUUAUAAUGCUAUGAACUCAAAUGACCUUGAGACACUUCGUGACCUUUUGGCAGGGGGAGGGAAUGUGGAUGAGUUUUAUUACAACUUCACAACCAAUGAUGGCGUUUCAUUGCUGCAUCUCGCAUGCGAGAAAGGCAGGUUUGACUGUGUCAGGCUCAUUGUUGAGUGUAAUGUCACAAUGAAUGUGGCAGAUCGAUGUGGUCGGACACCAUUAAUGUAUGCCCUGGCUGCACAGAAGACUGAUGUUGCUGAGAUCUUGCUUAAGAAGGACCAGGACCUUGUAAACGACGAAGAUGUCGAUGGAUACACUGCCCUUGACCUUGCAGCCAUUGAUGGCAACACUGAAGGGAUACGACUACUCACCCAAUAUGGUGCAAACGUAAAUCACCGCACAUUUGACGGAGUUACGCCAAUGAUGCGGUGUAUCAAAGAAGGAAUGAUGAAAAAUCCCUCGCCUGUUUUGUGGGCACUCAUUGAAGGCGGUGCAGAUGUUAAUAUCAAGGAUAAGAAAUGUCGGAGGUCAGCAUUGCAGAUGGCCACACUAAAGAAGAGUGUCUCCGCUGUUGAGGUUCUUCUGGCAGCCGGCGCCGACAUGUAUUCCUUGGACUGUGGCGCCAAAACACCUCUCACCAACAUGAUGUUACAACAUGUACGCAUGAGAAAUGGCGCCAUGUUCGUUCACGAGGAUGUGUGGAUGAUUCUGCUGCUGAUGGUGCAUGCUGGGAUAGAUUAUAACCACAGCGUAUGUGAGGAUGCGGACCCCAUGCUGACAGCGGCCCUCCUGAAGGCGGAAUGUCUGACCCGAUUCUUUUUGUCCAAUGGUGCUGAUCCAGAUAUACAAACUGUCCUAGGUGUUUCACCUCUGCUAAAGGCAACAAGCAAAAAUGACUUUCCGACCGUGAAGACCCUGAUUGAGUGGAACUGCAAGCUUGGUCUACGAGGACAGUUCUACUGGAGGCGAGAUGAUUUUGAGUACACAGUCGAUCCCUAUGAACUUGCGAUAAUGGUGGGCAACCUUGACAUUGCUCGGUUCUUGGUUGAAGCUGGAUAUCAGAACUAUCAGAAGCCCUAUCUUUUUGACAAGGCUCCACUACCGCAGUCAUUGCAGAACAAUCCAGACAUGUUGGAAUGGCUGAAAAACAAAUGUUCUUAUCCCGAAGAUCUGACCACUCUGGCUGUGUAUGCUGUGAGACGUUGCAUGGGGCGGGACAUUGUGUCAGGGGUGAGGGACUUACCUCUGCCCCCCAAAUUGAUGAGAAUGGUCGUCCUGAAGGAUUUUCUUGAGCUGGAUGUAGAAUAUUGAUGUGAUUUUUGUGUAUUUGGAGGAAAAGAUGAAGAGAAAACUGUCAUCACCUCUGCCACCCAAAUUGAGGAGAAUGGUGGUCCUGAAGGAUCUUCUUGAGCUGGAUGUAGAAUAUUGAUGUCUUUUGUGUAUUUGGAGGAAAAGAUGAAGAGAAAACUGUCAUCAACUCUGCCACCCAAAUUGAGGAGAAUGGUCGUCCUGAAGGAUUUUCUUGAGCUGGAUGUAGAAUAUUGAUGUGAUUUUUGUGUAUUUGGAGGAAAAGAUGAAGAGAAAACUGUCAUCACCUCUGCCACCCAAAUUGAGGAGAAUGGUGGUCCUGAAGGAUCUUCUUGAGCUGGAUGUAGAAUAUUGAUGUCUUUUGUGUAUUUGGAGGAAAAGAUGAAGAGAAAACUGUCAUCACCUCUGCCACCCAAAUUGAGGAGAAUGGUGGUCCUGAAGGAUCUUCUUGAGCUGGAUGUAGAAUAUUGAUGUCUUUUGUGUAUUUGGAGGAAAAGAUGAAGAGAAAACUGUCAUCAAAUCUGCCACCCAAAUUGAGGAGAAUGGUGGUCCUGAAGGAUCUUCUUGAGCUGGAUGUAGAAUAUUGAUGUCUUUUGUGUAUUUGGAGGAAAAGAUGAAGAGAAAACUGUCAUCACCUCUGCCACCCAAAUUGAGGAGAAUGGUGGUCCUGAAGGAUCUUCUUGAGCUGGAUGUAGAAUAUUGAUGUCUUUUGUGUAUUUGGAGGAAAAGACGAAGAAAAACUGUCAUCACCUCUGCCACCCAAAUUGAGGAGAAUGGUGGUCCUGAAGGAUCUUCUUGAGCUGGAUGUAGAAUAUUGAUGUCUUUUGUGUAUUUGGAGGAAAAGAUGAAGAGAAAACUGUCAUCACCUCUGCCACCCAAAUUGAGGAGAAUGGUGGUCCUGAAGGAUCUUCUUGAGCUGGAUGUAGAAUAUUGAUGUCUUUUGUGUAUUUGGAGGAAAAGACGAAGAAAAACUGUCAUCACCUCUGCCACCCAAAUUGAGGAGAAUGGUGGUCCUGAAGGAUCUUCUUGAGCUGGAUGUAGAAUAUUGAUGUCCUUUGUGUAUUUGGAGGAAAAGACGAAGAAAAACUGUCAUCACCUCUGCCACCCAAAUUGAGGAGAAUGGUGGUCCUGAAGGAUCUUCUUGAGCUGGAUGUAGAAUAUUGAUGUCCUUUGUGUAUUUGGAGGAAAAGACGAAGAAAAACUGUCAUCACCUCUGCCACCCAAAUUGAGGAGAAUGGUGGUCCUGAAGGAUCUUCUUGAGCUGGAUGUAGAAUAUUGAUGUGAUUUUUGUGUAUUUGGAGGAAAAGACGAAGAGAAAACUGUCAUCACCUCUGCCACCCAAAUUGAGGAGAAUAGUGGUCCUGAAGGAUCUUCUUGAGCUGGAUGUGAUAUUGGUGUGAUUUUUGUGUAUGUGGAGGAAAAGACGAAAGAAAAACUGUCAUCACCUCUGCCAACCAAAUUGAGGAGAAUGGUGGUCCUGAAGGAUCUUCUUGAGCUGGAUGUGAUAUUAGUGUGAUUUUUGUGUAAUUGGAGGAAAAGAUGAAGAGAAAACUGUCAUCACCUCUGCCACCCAAAUUGAGGAGAAUGGGGGUCCUGAAGGAUUUUCUUGAGCUGGAUGUAGAAUUUUGAUUUUUGUGUAUUUGGAGGAGAAGACGAGGGGAAAAUACUGACCUUACCUCUGCCCUAGAAUAUAUUGGACUGGAUGUAAAAUAUUCAUGUGAUUUCUCUGGCUCUCUGAAGAAUGACAGGUGCUUACCACAGCAACCAGUACUUGAUGUAGAAUAUUUAUGUGUUUUUAUUGUUACUCAGAGGAAAAGACACAGAAAAAUAUGCCUUUCUGUUCCUCCGAGGAAGAGAGUCACCCCCUUGCUAAUACAACCUGAACAGUGAUGAUUGUGGAAUCUGGAUGUGUUCUCAGAAGGAAGGUCAAGGUCAGAUUCUGAUGUCACCAAAAAUGCUGAGGAUGAUGGGAGUACAAAUUACAAUACUUUUUCAGGUGUUUCCUGAACUGGAAGCUCAUUAAACGGAAAUAUCCCUGGACCAGUUUCGAAAAGAACAUUGACUGGUUGUCUGACAUCAUGAGGUCGCUACAAAAGGGAGAUAAAAACGAGGAUUUUUCACCGGACGAACUUAACAAGGCUGUACUGAAAGUGUCCAUGAAACAUUCGCCAUGUCUGAUGGUGUUCGUGAAUAAUGAUGCAAUUGUCAACCUCUCUUCUUGUCCAACAUUCAGAAAGUCAGUGCUUUAUCUGCUGGCAGUGUACCAUAUUGCUUGGAUAUCAAAUCCAAGACAGUAUUCUCAAAUUCUUGGCAUCUUACAGCAUUUGGUUUUGGUCGGAGUGAAGUAACAUGUUCAAUGAACAGUAUGUGCGGUUUCCUGACAUUUGGACUAAUGACAUUUGUGACCCGUGGAACAGAAGUUGUAAGCCCAUUGCAUUCAGUAUCAUAAGACAUCCGACUUUGAUUUACUGACAGCUUUAGUGUUCUAUUGCUUGUUCAUUGUUGUGUGUUUUAAUAUUUCUGCUAUACAGGGUGUUAAGUAUAACUAUGCAAUACACAAUUCCUAUUGUCACAAUAAUGAUGCUUUUCCGACAGUUAACUUUCCUUGUGGAUAGAGGAGCCUGUGUCAUCCGGGUAUAUCAUCAUCAUGUUUGUAAUAGUCUUCAUGACAUAAGAUGAUAUAGUUAUGCUAUCGAAAAUAAAUCGUUUUUCUUA